AUGACUUUCAAUUACACUCUGCUGAACUCAUCAUUUCAAAAUAACCAAAGGCAAUGGAAGUACCACGUGAAGAUCAAACUCCGGCGGUACCGCUUCAAGCUGCUCUGCUCUGCGGGCAUCAUCACCAUCCUCCUGCUGUACAUCUUUGGCGUCUUCACGCACCUCCUCGAGCUCGACUACGAGACCAACUUCAGCUACCCGCUUUCCACGCCAAACUUCCGCUAUCUCAUUGAGACGGUCAAGCUGAAGCUGCACUCCAGCGAGCUGGCGACGCCGCUCAACAACUUCACUUUCGCUUACAACUACAGUCCGGCGGGCAAGUGUGUUGCCUCAUCUGCCUCAAUUCCGCCCAGUCCGCUGACGCUGUUGAUCGUGGUCAAGUCAGCCGUCUGCAAUUACCGCCUUCGGGCGGCGAUUCGCCAGACCUGGGGCUACGAAAAGCGAUUCGCCGAUGUGAACAUUCGCACUGUUUUUGUCCUCGGUCGGUGUCCGCCCACUUCUUCAUCAGCAUCAACCACCUCCUCUCGGAGAAGUAGAACUAGUCCAAUCACCACUACCACCACCACAUCUUCCCAGUGUACCAUCACCUCCAGGCUGUCCCCUCUCUUUGCCACAAAGGCCUUUACCUGGCUGCCCAAGUGCAAUGACUCCUCAACUGCAGCUACCACUGACGAUUCCUCGUGGCCUAAGUUAUCAUCAUCAUCAUCAUCAUCACCAUCACCAUCGGAACCAUAUCCACUCGAUUGCCAGCAGCUGAUCGACGCCGAGUACGCCGCCCACCAGGACCUGGUGCAGGCGGAGUUCACCGACUCCUACUACAACAACACCCUGAAGACGAUGGCCACGCUGCACUGGACGGUGACGCACUGCAGCCAGGUGCCCUUCCUCCUCUUCGUCGACGACGACUACUACGUGUCGGUGAAGAAUCUGCUCAAGUUUACACGGAACUUUCUCCGCAGAGCAGCUCAUGGUAGUGAGGUGGACGACGGCGAGGACGAUGUCAGUUUGGAGCAGGCGAAAUCAGACAAUCGAAAUGAGUACGUCCACUUCGACGGCCGCCUCUACACCGGCUUCGUCUUUCCCCACUCGCGCCCGAUGCGCCACCUGCCGAGCAAGUGGUACAUCAGCCUGGCGGAGUACCCCUUCUCCCGCUAUCCGCCCUACGUCACCGGCGGCUGCUUCCUCCUGAACAACCACACCGUGGCCGAUCUGCACUACGCCAGCCUCUACACGGCCAAGUUCAAGUACGACGACGUCUACCUGGGCAUCCUCGCCCACAAGAUGGGCGUCCGGCUGGUGCACAACCCGCACAUGUACUUUCACAAGUAUGGCUAUGAGAAGGCCGCCUACCGGGAGGUGAUUGCCUCGCACGGCUACGGCAGUCCGGAGGAGCUGAUCACCGUGUGGGAGGAGCAGAAGGCGGCGGGAAAUGCUUAG
Messenger RNA from Rhagoletis zephyria (snowberry fruit fly), 1437 nucleotides. The record is from RefSeq and is a predicted model, not a curated record. Lineage: Eukaryota; Metazoa; Arthropoda; Insecta; Diptera; Tephritidae.